Messenger RNA from Xyrauchen texanus (razorback sucker), 1377 nucleotides. RefSeq names its product small nuclear RNA activating complex, polypeptide 5 (gene snapc5). Gene Ontology annotation, cellular component: nucleus. Gene Ontology annotation, biological process: transcription by RNA polymerase II; transcription initiation at RNA polymerase III promoter. Bases 286 to 624 code for a protein of 112 amino acids. The record is from RefSeq and is a predicted model, not a curated record. The transcript is spliced from 4 exons. NCBI's taxonomy places the organism in Eukaryota, Metazoa, Chordata, Actinopteri, Cypriniformes, Catostomidae.
CACUUCGAUUGGAACGCGGAAAUAAAAAAUUGCAGGGUAAACCUCGACAGCGCUGAAUGGGAAUGAAUCGCCAAAUAUAAUAUUUGCAUACCCAUUUGGUCCAACAUAAAAACAAAAACACUACUUUUACGUUUCCACAAUUUUCCGAAUGAAGGAAAAAAUUGAGACUGAUGGAUUACGACAUUCAGAAGAGAGAAGAGGCCAAAUGUACUUUCACUCUCUCAUCAGCUAUGUUAGAAACCUUCUCGCAUCUCCGUUAUGCUGUAGAAACUGUCAUCCACUAUCAUGCUGAGUCGCCUUCAGGAGCUGAAGAAAGAAGAGGAGACUCUUCUGAAAAUAAAAGUCAUGCUGCAAGAUCAGCUGAAUAGGCUUAAGUUUGAGGAGGGGACACUGAAGUCAAUUAUCAAUGCUCAGUCUGAAGAGAGCCCUGAUGAAGCCCCUGCACCUGAGGUUGAAGUCAACCUAGAUGACGAGAGUGAGAUCAACCAGACCAAACUAGUACUGGGUGCUCCAACCGACUACGACAUGGAAGAAGAGGAGGAAGAUGAUGAUGAUGAUAAUGCAGAUGCAGAUGAUGACCUUGAAAUGGUGCCAGAAGAUGAAGAGGAAGAUGAUGACUACUGACUAUACCUGGAGAAAGAAAAUCGUAUAAUUUAGUCCCUUGUUUAGGUCUGUAACGUGCACGUAUGGCAUGUUGAAAGAUGUUUGCGUAAAGAGACUUCAACUGUCUUUCUGUCUUAGAUCGGUGUUGCUUUAGAUAAACCUUGAGUUCACCCAUCUAUAGAAUCCUCCAAAAAAUACAAAAUGAUGUGUAGCACAAAUACAAAUCCUCUUUUUACUGUGCUGUUGGCCAAGCCUGCACUGUUAUGUAUUUUCUAAAUACAUGUAAAUUAAAGAUUGCACCAAUCAUAGUUCAUGGUGUUUACCCAGUGAUGCUGUACUAUUUAGGCUAUAAUUCAUAUUGUAUUGUAUUGCUUUGAGAUCGAAUGCAGUAUGAUUAUUCAGCUGAUGGUUAGUAUUAUGUAUGUAAACCAUGUGUUCAUGUUGUGAACUUGCAGAAGUAUUUUUCUAUUUAGAAGAGCGAUUGUGAGGAAUAAGUUGAAUGCAUUCAUGGGCAUGAAAGUUGUUCUUGCUGAGCCAGUAUUAUAACUUUUUUGUACUUCAUCUGUAGCAGUGUUUAAUGUACAAAGGGUCCCUAUGUUUUCUUAGAGAUUUUUGAAAACAUUUGUUUAGCAGAUUUUGAAGGUGCUCGAUGUAAGUAAAGUGGAAUUGGAUUUAAAAACAUUUGGUUUAGAUACACAUCCAUUGUCAAUUGCCUUGAUGUGUUGGCAUGAUAUAAGAAUUACUGUGUACCUCCUAGUAGGUACAUGGUAAUAA